UGAUGAAUUGUGCSAGAAUACUUUCUGUCGUCUGCAUUGUCUCCCAUCAGGCGAUGGCACUGGCAUUUCUACCGGUACCCUCGAAGGUUCCUGGGUACCGAAUGCCUUUCAGUUUGUUUGGAAGCAUUGCCGAGAGGGUACUUGAAACUCCGAAAUGGCCCGAAGAAUGGCCUUACAGCCCCGCGGACUUUUCUCGUCAGGAUGAGAGCAACGAUGGAAUCUUUUACGAUUCCCCAAGACUUUGCUACCAUAUCGACGACGCUGCUGUCUCAGCUCUGACACAAUACUACUCCGAAAAUUUCAAGGAAGGCGAAGACGUCCUUGAUAUUUGCAGUUCGUGGGUUUCUCRCUAUCCGAAAGACUUUAAGGGUGGGAAAGUUGUUGGUCUCGGAAUGAAUGAGUACGAGCUCAGCCAAAACCCUCAACUUACAGAUUUCGUUGUGAAAGAUCUAAAUGAGGAGGCUAAAUUACCUUUCGAGGACGCUUCCUUUGAUAAAGUGACGAUUGUUGUGAGCGUGGACUACCUAAACAAGCCCAAAGAAAUCUUCGAAGAAAUCGGUAGAGUUCUUCGUCCUGGAGGAGAAUGUUUAAUUUCGAUGAGUAACAGAUGUUUCCCAACUAAGGCAUUCCGGGUGAGCACCUGUACUUCUUUAAUCUUUUUUUCAAGGCAUCACCCAACCCCAACAAAGUUUUUUAGCUGACUCACAACCGAGAUUGAUUCUUUCCUCCUAAUGAUUUCCUUUGACAGAUCUGGCUUCAAACCAACGACCUUGAGCAUAUUUUUAUCACAGGCAGCUUUUUCCAUUACUCUGGUCUAUUCGAUCCUCCAAGCUGUUCAGAUAUCUCACCCAACCCCGGACGGAGUGACCCUCUCUACGUAGUGAAGGGCACCCGUAAGGCUUAAGUCUUCUUUUCGCACUCCUUGCGUCUCCUAUAAUGAAUUUAUUGAAUUAUC
Messenger RNA from Pseudo-nitzschia multistriata, 955 nucleotides. Lineage: Eukaryota; Bacillariophyta; Bacillariophyceae; Bacillariales; Bacillariaceae. The record is from the annotation of a GenBank genome assembly.